Aspergillus tanneri is the source of this 1272-nucleotide messenger RNA. Its product is annotated as putative serine/threonine-protein phosphatase. NCBI's taxonomy places the organism in Eukaryota, Fungi, Ascomycota, Eurotiomycetes, Eurotiales, Aspergillaceae. Gene Ontology annotation, molecular function: endopolyphosphatase activity; phosphatase activity. The coding region runs from base 1 to 1272 and encodes 423 amino acids. Gene Ontology annotation, cellular component: cytoplasm. The transcript has 3 exons. The record is from RefSeq and is a predicted model, not a curated record. Gene Ontology annotation, biological process: polyphosphate catabolic process.
AUGACUUAUACAAAUAACGACAAUAUCGACAUGUCCGACGACUCAUCCGAUGAUGGAUUGUAUUCAUCUGGUCCCUCCUACCGAAUGACCAGAUACACUCGUCCCCUGAUCGACUACGUCCGCAACGAAUGGCAAAUAGGCACCGCCAAAUACUCUCACCUUCCCACGUCCACGUCCACGUCCGAACGCCCCGAAACCCCUCGAUGGAUACAGAUGAUCGUGUCGAUAGUGACGGCUCCGAGGUUCCGUCGAUAUGUGGUUGUGUACAUGACGCUGCUCCUGUCGUGUUUCGUGGGAUGGAAGUUUAUACUGUCACCUCGGCUGCAAGAACAUGCCGCGCUGCUACGCUCGCUGGAUCCCCACGUCAAGGACGAAGUCGGCGGUUGGUUUGGUUCGAACGCGUUGCCGACCUUCGAUAAUGUGGUUCAACUGAGAGAUUUGGAUCCGUCCUACUUGCCUGUGGAGAAAACUCCAGACCUGGGUCAGCCCAGUCAACGCCGAUUGAUCAUGAUCGGGGAUGUUCAUGGAUGCAAGGAAGAGUUGGAAACACUGCUGGAACAAGUAGAUUUCAACGAAGACACCGACCACCUCGUCUUCACCGGCAAUCUAAUCGACAAAGGCCCCGACAGCCUGGGUGUCGUGGACCUUCUCCGAAAAUACUCCGCUUCAUGUGUUCGCGGCGACCGGGAGGAUCGUAUCCUGAUCCUGCGCCAUGACCUAGUCGCAGCCAGUAUACUAGAGGAUCUGUCGCAGGACAAUGCGAGUGACUUCGGACAAGACCCCAAGGGCCGUGAACUGGCGCGACAGCUGAGCGACGAGCAGGCCAAGUGGCUCGAUACCUGUCCCGUGGUUCUGAAUAUGGGCCAGAUCAAGAACUUGGGACAGGUAGUCGUCGUCCACGGUGGAUUAGUCCCGGGCGUGGAUCUCGAGAAACAGGACCCCUUCAGCGCUAUGAACAUGGUGACUAUCGAUUUGGAGCGUCAUGUUCCCAGUACUUCGAGGGCGGGUACACAUUGGACAAAACUAUUCAACAAACAUCAGUCCCUUCUGUACUCCAGCUUUAAAAACACCGUCGAAGACCCAAAGUCAAUGACAACGACCGUGAUUUACGGACACGAUUCCUACAACUCCCUCUCCCUCAAGACCUACACCAAGGGCCUCGACACCGGCUGCGUUGAAGGCGGAAAACUAACAGCCCUGGUCAUUGCCGACGGCGGCGAGCAGAAGGUCGUUCAGGUGCGAUGUAAUGAUUAUAGCAAGAACUGGACAUAG